ACAGUUGCGAAAUACAAUUACAUAUAUAUGUAUAUUGAAAUCCAUUUAUGAUAAUGAUAAUAAUUGUGCUUUCGUAAGCGAAUAUUGCAUUUCCUGCAAGAGAUAAAAUCGGUAUGGCAGCGGUAUAUACCUGGUUAGAAACUCUUUAUUAUAAUCUUUCUAUUUUCUGGGAGGAACUUUUGCCUCAUUUGCUGAGUGGCUUUUGUGUAUCACGGUUUACAUGUUAAGAGGAACAAUGAAUGUAUUUGUUGGACUUGGCUUAUUUGUAUUAAAUGUUCAUUAUGCAUCUGGUAUACAGUGCUACGACUGCUUUAUGGGCUGCAAUGACCCAUUUGAUUCCAGUGGCGUAAAGAAAUCAGAAUGUGAUGGUUACUGUACGAAAACAGAAAUAGAUGGAAAUGUUAAGAGAUCAUGCUUUUCUAGUAAAGUCAAAAAGGAUUCAUGCGAAGAAGCGGCCGGUUCCAGUAUGUGCUUUUGUACAUCUGACCUGUGUAAUGGACAAAAAAAAUUCAGUUGGCGUAUUAUUUUGUACACUAGCUUUGAUUUUAUAUGUGUUGGCAUUUGUGAUGGAGGCGUGUCUAGGACCCAAGUACGGAGUCAAGGGGCGUUUAUAAGCUAUAACGUAUACGAAAUAUUCGAGUGUGAUGUCAAACAAUCCAAUAAGCUGCUGUUGACUUUUUCUCUUUUAUCUCUUUCCAGCUCACAGUUUCAUUUUGAAUUUGAAAAUUCUAUUUGGAAAGAUUUCAAAUGUGAAAUUCAUACCUUUGACCCAAGCCAUACAAAAAGAGGUGUACAGAUACCAAAUGGCGUUAACUUUCACCUCAUUGGACUUUCAGAUAAUGAUUCUACAAUCCCUGCACCCGAAAGUUUAAAAGACUUUCCAACUUGGCCAAUGAAAAGACUUUCAUCCAUUAAACGAUCAUUCCGCCAUGAAAAGAGAUAUAUUGACAUCUUGAAGAUCGAUAUUGAAGGAUUUGAAUGGAAAGUGUUACCUGACGUCAUUAAAUCCCGUGACCUUAGAUAUGUGAGACAAAUUUGUUAAGAAAUUCAUUUUGGAUAUAGGUUUGAGAAUGUAUGGAGUGGCAACCGUGUUGUGGAUUAUAGAUAUACAAAUAGUACCUGGGGCAAUGUGACAAUUGCCAACCAACUUAAAGUCUUGAGAAAUCUGUAUGACGACGGCUUUAGGAUUUUUAAAUCGGAGCAAAUCAAAGGUUGGGGAAUGUAUAAUAUUAGGAAACCUAAACAAUCGAUAAAUACACUGAUAAAAAUAUCUUUAGU
Ruditapes philippinarum (Manila clam) is the source of this 1278-nucleotide messenger RNA. RefSeq lists its product as uncharacterized. Bases 221 to 1042 code for a protein of 273 amino acids. The transcript is spliced from 7 exons. The record is from RefSeq and is a predicted model, not a curated record. Lineage: Eukaryota; Metazoa; Mollusca; Bivalvia; Venerida; Veneridae.